Solanum dulcamara is the source of this 507-nucleotide messenger RNA. RefSeq lists its product as uncharacterized. NCBI's taxonomy places the organism in Eukaryota, Viridiplantae, Streptophyta, Magnoliopsida, Solanales, Solanaceae. The record is from RefSeq and is a predicted model, not a curated record. The transcript is spliced from 3 exons. The coding region runs from base 1 to 507 and encodes 168 amino acids.
AUGGCUGACAGGGUGCAUCAUUAUGUGAUGGGAAUGGAUCGUCACUUGAUUGAUAGUUGUAUGGCCAUGGCUUCUCAUCCAGAUACACAAAAAGUUGAAGCCGUAAAGGCUUGUCUUAGACCUACUACACCUACCGAAGUACGUAGUUUUCUAGGGCUAACAGGAUACUAUAGGAGAUUUGUAGAGAAGUUUGCUUCUAUUUUAGCGCCUUUAACAAGGCUAACUCAGAAGGCGACUAAGUUCCUGUGGACCGAUACUUGUGAACGAAGCUUCCAGUUGCUGAAAGAGAAGUUGACUACGACCCCAGUUCUAACUCUUCCUGAAGAAGCAGAAGGAUAUGUUAUUUAUUGGAAAGCAAAUGUUGUAGCAGAUUCACUCACCCAUAAAUCAAUGGCUAGCUUAGCAUAUGUACAACCAGAAUGGAAAAAGAUAGUCCGCGAUAUUUGCCAGUUAGCUAGCCUUGGAGUCCGUUUGGCUGAUUCGGAUGAUGGUGGAGUUUCUGUUUGA